Messenger RNA from Neurospora tetrasperma FGSC 2508, 263 nucleotides. RefSeq lists its product as uncharacterized. The record is from RefSeq and is a predicted model, not a curated record. The transcript has a single exon. NCBI's taxonomy places the organism in Eukaryota, Fungi, Ascomycota, Sordariomycetes, Sordariales, Sordariaceae. The coding region runs from base 71 to 238 and encodes 55 amino acids.
GGGUCAUAAAAAGUUGUUUGAUAUUGCAACAUUGACAGUAUCGGAGAGAACACAGGGGGACUCUCCAAGAAUGUCUGACUCAGCGAUCCAGCAAUUCGACAACCUCAAACCGGAACCGGACCAAGCCAAGACCAUAAAUUCGCCGUUCCUAAUCCUUUGGGGAUUUCCAGCAACUUCAAGACAACAAAUGUGGGAAUGUGGCACUCCUGCCUCCACUAUCAAGAAGAUACAUCCAUAAAUCCCCGACAACCGUACUGGUACAU